CGCUAUAAACCCAGGGCCUCUGGUGGUGUGACGGUGGGGGAGGGCAAUGUGUCCCUCUGUCCUGGCCGCCCUUCGUCCUUCUGCGAGAACAUCCCUCCGCAACUUUUUCUCUUGGGCAUAAGCCCUCUUUGGGAGGAGAGCCCGCCCGUGAUCUGGACGCUGGGAAUCCAGGCGGGGGUAAGUGCCUGCAGGACGCCCCCUACCAUGGUGCCCAGGCUUCCCCUGUUCCUGCUGGCGCUGCUCUUCCGCUGCUGUCCGGGCCACAGCAGCCUCACCGGUGCGCCCCGUGUCUACCUAACCUACAAAGAACUUCUGGAGACUCGCACUGCCCGUCCCUUCAGUUUCACCUUCAACACAAGUGAUUAUCGCAUCCUUUUGGUGGACCAAGACCAGGAGCGGCUCUACUUAGGGGCACGGGAUUUCCUGGUGGCCUUGGAUCUUCACAAUAUCAACAAGGAGCCACUCAUUAUCCAUUGGCCUGCAUUACCAAACCACCAGAACGAGUGCCGUUUGGCAGGUAAAGGUCAACAGGGUGAAUGUUUCAACUACAUACGGCUGAUGGAGCCCCUGAACCGCACUCACCUCUACGCUUGUGGAACAGGGGCCUACCAUCCCGUCUGCGCCCUCAUCAAUCGUGGCUGGCGCUCUGAAGAAUACCUUUUCCGCAUGGUCCCUCGUUCCCUGGAGCCAGGAAAGGGGAAGUGCCCUUAUGACCCACGGCAGCACAGCAUGGCUGUUCUUGUCAAUAACACACUGUAUGCGGGAGUGCAUGUGGAUUUCAUGGGUACUGACGCCGCCCUGUUCCGUACCAUGGGGCCUCGCCCAGCUGUGCGCACGGAGCAACAUGAUUCCCGCUGGCUUUAUGACCCUGUUUUCCUCCAAGCCCACAUCAUUCCCGACAGCUCCGACCACAACGAUGACAAACUGUACUUCUUUUUCCGGGAGAAAGCCCUUGAGGGUGCCGUGGGGCCUGCUGUGCUCGCUCGGGUGGGACGGGUUUGCUUGAAUGACGAUGGGGGACAGCGCUCGCUGGUGAACAAGUGGACAACGUUUCUCAAAGCUCGCCUGGUUUGCUCUGUGCUUGGAGAUGAUGGCGUGGAGACCUUCUUUGAUGAACUCCGUGAUGUUCUCUUACUGCCGACUCAGGAUGAGAAGCAUCCAUUGGUUUAUGGAGUUUUUUCCACCUUGGGGUCAGUCUUCCGCGGUUCAGCCGUCUGUGUUUACUCCAUGGCCGACAUACGCACAGUCUUCAAUGGGCCCUUUGCCCACAAAGAGGGGCACAACUACCAGUGGGGCCCGUACACCGGACGCGUGCCUUACCCUCGCCCUGGAGCUUGCCCGGGAGGGACUUUCACCCCAGGGCUUCGUUCCACGCGGGAGUUUUCGGAUGACCUGGUGUCCUUUGUCCGCGCCCACCCAUUGAUGUACAAUGCUGUUUAUCCACUGCAACGCCGCCCCCUGCUGGUGAGGACCAAUGUACCCUACAGCUUCACCACACUGGCUGUUGACCUGGUGGAUGCCGUGGAUGGGCGCUAUGAGGUCCUCUUUCUUGGCACGGACCAGGGCACUGUCCAGAAGGUGAUUGUGCUGCCCAAGGAGCCUGGGGUCUUGGAAGAACUCACCCUGGAGGAGGUGGAGGCGUUCAGGGUUCCAGCUCCAGUGAAGACCCUCUGGAUAUCUUCUAAACGGCAACAGCUGUACGUCUCUUCCGAUGUGGGGGUUUCCCAGCUGAGUCUGCAUCGGUGCCGUGAAUAUGGGGAAGCCUGCGCUGACUGCUGCCUAGCCCGGGACCCCUAUUGUGCUUGGGAUGGGCAACGUUGCACCCGCUACAGCCACACGGCCAAAAGGAGGAGCCGUCGCCAGGAUAUCAAGCACGGUGACCCCCUGAGGCAGUGCAGAGGGUUCAAUGCCAAAGUAGAGCAGCAAUUACGCGAACAGAUUCAGUAUGGGCUAGAAGGAGGGAGCGUGUUUCUUGAGUGUGAACCAAAAUCUCCUCAUGCAUCCAUCAAGUGGCUUGUGCAAACCGAUGAUUCUGACAAGCGCAAAGUGUUGCCCCGGGAUCGUGUCCUGCUGCGAACACCCCAGGGUGUACUUUUAGGCCCGGUGACACCUGCGGAUGGUGGGCUGUACCAGUGUGUAGGCACAGAGAACCGAUUCCGCCACACACUUCGCCGCCUUCGUUUGCACAUACUUCCACGGGCUUUGCUUGAAGGGGCCAUAAACCAGGAGGAGCCUCCUGCCCUUGGGAUCUGCGAGAGCUACUUGCGGCAGCUCAGCAGAGGCCAGGACACACGGCGUGGUCGGAGUGGCCGUCAGUCUCAUGCCUCACCGACCUUGUGGGACUCUGAACAACAGGCUGACUGGUCCAGAGUCAUCCAGCAGUCUCUGAACUGGACCACGAGUCCUCCGUUCUACUCCCACAGCAGCAGCAGCAGCAGCAGCCGGCGCCAUCACCACCACCACCAGCACCGCUCUAAGCCAUGGACAGGCCACCGCUCCCCACCACGAAGCUGAGUGGAAGGGAAGGGAAGGGAAGGGGGGGCAGGGGAGAAAAGGCCACGACCUUUGGCAUGAGAGAAUGACAUUCCAAUGGACUCCUUCUAGGAGCUGAGUGGAUUGAGAGAUGGGGAAAACCUCUCCCCGCACCCUCGAGAGGGGACAACACUGUCGCUAACAGGGUGUGUUGUGCUGUGUGUCCAGGCUAAUUCCAGGGUUUUGCAGGACCAGAGCUCACUGGCUCUUUCCAGAGAUGUAAAUAUGACCAGUGCUGAUUCCAUGAGCUUUGGUUUUAGAAUUUGUUUUUUACCGUGCUCAUUCUCAACCCACCCCCACCAUGCCAGGAAAAUUGUGGUGGUGGUGUUUCCUUCAACAUUAACCCCAUUAUUUUAUUAACGCUCGGUUGCAGGAGCAGACUGCAGAGAAUAAAAGUGCCAAUUUACUUUCUAAACAAAAUGGAAAAGGACCAUGGUUAGUUUGUGACAGGAGAACAUUUCCAUGCACUGUUAUCCUAGUAUUAUAUAGUAAAAGCUGCAGGACAUGAUCCUGGUUUGGAUCAAAGUCCUAUUGAAAAUGGUAGUGAAAAACAGUCAGUCCAGGUGUUAUUAACGGACUCUAGUUCAGGCUAACUUGAAUCGUGGCUAUAACAGGAGACAUUAAACUGAAGUCUUGCUUCAGUAGAAAUAAUGAGACUACCCCCCCUCUUUUGAGGGUGUGGGUAGGAAAAUGAAAAGAAGGAUGUGACUUUUUUUUUGGACUCCUCAGAAUUCACCAGGCAGAAUUCUUGGGAGUUCCAGCUUGCAAACCCAUACCAACAGAUACCUACAUUUCAUUCACCUGGAGAAGGGUCUAAGUCCAAAGAUGCUUCACAGUAGUAGUAAUCUUGCUGCCCUUAAACCUCUAUAGAGGGCCCCUCCUAGACACCUAUCACUCCCACAAAGUUAUGGAGUACUUUUUUCUUUUCUUUUGGUAAACUCACAACAGGAAGCAAGUCUGGAGCCAGGUUGUGCAGCCUUGGAACUAAGCCCUUCUCGAGAGGAGUAAAAUAAAGGUGUCUGUGGGUGUACAUAUAUGGGCUGAACUCUGGAAGUUGGGAAUUGAAGAGAACCCCAAAUGAGACCUCCCUAUAAAGAAAUAUGGUCAAGGAGCUCUGUCAACAGAGUUAUAGACUGGAACUUGUGACUGCAGUUCAGCUGGAGAUGCACAGCACAAUUACUGAAACUGGCCUGGUGGUUACAGUCAUGACGUCUAAAGGUUGAGGCUACCUGUGGUAGAAAAAUUUAUUUCCCUUGCCUAUUGAAAAUGAUACCUGCCUUUCCCGUCAUCCAGUGCUGGCAUAAAAAACAUUCUGGCACCUGUAAUUCCUUUUGUUGGCAGGCCCUGGUUUCCAACGUCUUUAAGAAUUUGUGUUUUCCUGAGGCCACUGAAGCAUAGGCUAUCACCACAGCUUAAAUGCAUGAAUUCCAUAUGUUGAUCACAGUAGUAAAAAGGCUUCAGAAGCAUAUCAGAGAGGUGUGUACUACUUCACAUUUGAAUUGAAAAAAUGGAUAGCAUCUGGAGAAGUUGGUCACUCCUUAUCCACUCCUAGCAGCCAUUGCUUUCUAAAAAUGUUACACAGUACAAAUAUAUACAUACUAUCAUGCUCCUUUCUACUGUGAAAACUGUUGAUUAGCUCCCACUGUUUUUUCCUGUUUUACUCCCAGUAACAGAUGCCUGGGAAGACACCAUCUAUCCCUUACCAUUGCAAGUGUUUUAACCUUUGGUAAGAAUGGCCACAUCAAGUAUACAGUACAGUGGUGCCUCGCAUAGCGAUCACUCCAUAUAGUGAUGAAAUCGCUUUGCGAUGGACUU
Pogona vitticeps (central bearded dragon) is the source of this 4347-nucleotide messenger RNA. The record is from RefSeq and is a predicted model, not a curated record. Lineage: Eukaryota; Metazoa; Chordata; Lepidosauria; Squamata; Agamidae.